Molecule: messenger RNA, 3536 nt
Organism: Temnothorax curvispinosus
Lineage: Eukaryota; Metazoa; Arthropoda; Insecta; Hymenoptera; Formicidae
Product: phospholipid scramblase 1
Exons: 6
Coding region: 1774-2418 (214 amino acids)
Biological process (GO): plasma membrane phospholipid scrambling
Cellular component (GO): plasma membrane
Molecular function (GO): phospholipid scramblase activity
Source: RefSeq, a predicted model, not a curated record
UUAUUAUUUCUAAUUGAUCGUAUAACGUUGACCUAAAGACGCUAUUAGCACGGAACACGUCUGUUCCAUGAUCGUGCCGCUUAAUUGCGAUAGGCACGGUCGGAGGACAUUCGUGACCCUCCACAUCCAACGAUCAUAAUCCAAAUAUUGCCCCUAUCGCGCGUAAUUGCGGCUCACCACGAGAAAUUCGAGCUCUGUGUAUCCUAUCGUGUCUCGAUUGUGUGCAAUCUAUGCAGAAGGACGAUUCACGGACGGUAUAUGUCCCAUGGAUAGUUGCUCACCGGGAGCGACGAUUAGUAUAAAGUAGAUAAUGACCGUCCACGGUGGUUGUCACGUAUCAUCGUCAUCCAGACAGUCGUAUACAAUGUUAUCAUUCGUGUUUGUACGAUGACGACGGACUUUUCGGUCGUCGCGAUCGGCAACAUCGUGUUUCCAUUCGGCGUGUUGUUGCUCUCCGAGAUAAAAAGAUUAUUCUGCCGUGUAUUUGACUCGUGAAAUGUUCUGAUAAGCACGGACAGCCACAGUGCGAUCACUCGAGUCUAUCAGUGUAUUGUUUGCCUUUUACCUGGUUAGUAGUGAUAAGACGAAAAGGGGAAAAAAGUGGAAAAAUGGAAGAAAAAAGGAGAAAGGAGAAGAAGGAGGAUUGAAAUCGGAUUCAGAAUUGUAUAAAUAAAGUGUAUAAAUAAAAAACAGAAGAUUAAAAAAAGGAAUUUUUGAAGAGGCAUGUAAAAGAAACAGGAAGUGAGAUAUACUGAAUUCACAGAAAUGGUCAACAGAUCGAAUUGUUAAAAUUCUUUUGGUGGACAAGUUUGGUGAACAAUGGUGAACAAAUUCUCGACUUGAAUAAUUUCCGCCCUUUUUGAUGAAUAUCUCUUGGAAUUCUCUUAAUUGAGAAAAUAUUAACAUUAGAUUGUGAAUUUUUCGCAAUAUUAAUUUCCUCGACGUGAAAAACAAGUAUGUAUAUACCACUAGAUGCGACAUAGCUUUGAUAUAUCGCAUUGUUUUUCAUAUUUAUCUCUUAAGCGAUAAAUGAAAAAAAGGGAGAAAAAUCCGAGCCGGGAGAAACGAGGAUAUUCGCGGAAAAAGUUUUAUCUCCCUCGUCUCGAGGAGGGUGGAGAACGUUAGCAAAGCAAUUGCGACAACUCGCGAACGCUGCUGGCAAACGUCUCGGAUCGACGCAGCAGUAAUUUUCGUGAGAUUAACAAUCGUGAUAAAUGAUGGAUGAGAGUGAUAAGAUUUCGAAAAGAGCCGAGUUCGAGGAUGAAUUUAGAAUUUUAGGAUCCUCGGAACAGCGACGAAAGUUUUAAGCAGAAAUUUGGAAAGUGGCAAGAACUUCAAGGAAAAGUUUCUGAAGCUAUUUGGAUUGGAACAGUGAAUUUUGAGCAUUCUCUCAGUUCAGAUAAUUAUCUGCCUUUAAUCUUUGAUUGCAUAAUGUCUGUAAAUAUCCCUAUAAGAUUGUGAUGAUAAUUGUGGAGUACGCGAUAGUGGAGUUACAGCGAUAAAGGCACUUUAAUUUCAGUCCCAGACGUUGACACGAACGUGUGUCGCUUUAUAAAAGCGCGAUCUACGAAUAAUAUCGAAACAUGCGGCGUUCUACGCGUGCAACGGAAUCAGAGUACUUUGAAACUUCGUGGACAGUCAAGCUGGACCAGAUACGUAGACGGCUGAGAACACUCUUCCAAAGUACGUUGGCGCGUUAUUACAAGUCCAAGAGGAAAGGGUACAUCAGAUUUCUGACAGAGGAGGAACAGAGGUGGCUGGUCGCCGCAGAGUAUGACAUAUCCACCCGGCUUGGAAUACCUUAUGGGCCUUGAUUAUCUUUUCGUGAACCAGAAAAUUGAGUUGCUUCAAGCUUUUACUGGAUGGGAAACUAAAAACAAGUAUGUUAUUACGGAUAAUAAGGGCGAGCCGGUGUUUUACAUGGCCGAGGAGUCGGGAAUCUGUUGGCGAUUGUGCUUGGGAAAGUAUCGUUCAUGCGAAUUCAACAUUUACGACAAAAAUCAUCGAGAGAUUCUUCGCAUGGUUCGACCCUUCAGAUGCGACGGCUGCUGUUGUCCUUGCUAUCUGCAGGUUUUAGAAGUGUAUUCCGGAACUACUCUAUUGGGCAGCAUUACUCAAGAGUGGAGUCUUUGGCGACCAAAGUUUUAUGUUCGCGACGCAUCUGGCCAGGCAGUGUUGAUGAUAAAAGGGCCACUCAUUCGUUUCUGUGUUGACGUAAUUUUCAAGGUCAAAUCUCUGGAUGAGAAGCAUCGCAUCGGCAUGAUUCGAAAGCGUUGGAGUGGCUUUGCUCGAGAGAUGUUCACCGUUUCGGAUACAUUCGGAAUUAACUUUCCGCGCGAUCUCGACGUCAAGAUAAAGGCCGUACUGCUAGGAGCGGCUGUUCUAAUAGACUUCAUGUAUUUCGAACAGGAAACCUAAGUCAGUGUGUUCCAAUUUUUAAAAGAAGACAAAAGCGAUUCGUUCAUAUCAGCUUUUUAUAUCUCCAAAGAUAUUUCGUUAUGUAUUAACUAUGGAAUAGAACACCGGAAUCACACAACCACCGGACAACUUCGCCGAUCUUCUCGAGGGAUUCUCUCUAUCGCACACGAGUCACACCAUGAUCUCCACCGAACGAGAGUUCCUUUUUCCGCGCGCGGUCUUUAGUCUCUCACGUCGCAAUGAUCGAUCAAUUUCCCCGAUGAUCGACGCUCGCCGAUUAGAUGGAUCGUCCUCGCUUAACCCCUUCGCGAAAUCACUUUUUAACUAUGGAAUGCAAUGUAAAUGAAAGCGACCGCCGUAUACACAUACUCAGGAAUCUUAUUAAUCAUAAACUGUGAAAUUAUAACUAACAAUUAUAUAUAAGACGAUUUUUUAAUCGUUUUACGAAUAAGCUUUAUUAUUUUUAUAAUUAACUAAACUAUAAUUAACUAAACUAUUCAAGUAUACUUACAAUUGUGCUUACAUACACGGAGAUCGAUCUCUCGUGUCCAUUGCAGAGUUCAAUCUCAAAGAGCUCUCUAUUUUAUUAUUAACACAAUGCAAUUGUCUGUCCAUCUAAAGUAUUACUCAUUGCUUUGCAAUCUAUUUAUCUUACUAAAUCGUCUCCCAAAUAUCAUAUAAUGUAACAAUAAAUAAUAUAAAUGAUUCCCUUCAUAUACACACACGUACAUACAAUGAGAGACAAUUGUUAAUUGUUAUUCGAUCAGCAUCAAGACUGGACUCUUCGUUUGCUGAUAUAAAUUGUGUAAAUAAUUUCGAAAUUGCGUUAAUUACAAAGUAUUAUCUUUGUACCACUAUUCUGUAUGUGAUAUAAAAAUUUAUGUAUAUUAAUGGUAUAAGAAACAAAUAUUUAAAUUGUGUACGACAAUAUAUAAUUUUUUAAUCAUUGUAAUCUCAAGCUUCAUACAAUAUUUUGUUACUCUCUAAAUCUGAAUCAGUGACUAUAUUCACUGAUUCACAGUACUAUUCUGAUUCAGAUUUAGAGAAUACCCACGCAAUAAGAAUAUUGCGUAUUUAUAUACAGUAAAAAAUGUUUAUUUAAAGGGGCGAAUACCUUU